CGUUCUAAGUCACCAAGUCAUCUCUCCCUCUCCCCUUCUAUAAAACAGAUCAAAGACUCAAAACAAACCAGAGCAACAACAACCCCAUCAAUGGCACCUCCGGUGAUCCUCCGGAGAUUCGAACUCUCCGACCUCGAUCACUUUUGGGUUUGGGCCUCCGACGAGCGCGUCGCCGCCACCUGCACUUGGGAAGCUUACGAAAGCAAAGACGAUCUCCGGCAGUUCAUGGAGGAGAACGUCCUCACUAACCCAUGGUUCCGCGCGAUUGUCGUCGGCGGCCGGCCGGUCGGCGCGGUGUCGAUAAAAUUUUCUGAGGAGGGUGGCGGUCAGUGCCGCGGCGAGAUAGGGUACGUGUUGGCGAGGGAGUGGUGGGGGAAAGGGGUGGCGACGGCGGCGGCAAGGCUGGCGACGGAGGCUGCGUUGUCGGAAAUAGAAGGAUUGGAGAGAGUUGAGGGAUUGGUGGAGAAGGGGAACAAGGCUUCUCAGAGGGUUUUGGAGAAGGUGGGGUUUCAGAGGGAGGGGGUGCUGAGAAAGUAUUGUUGGAUGAAGGGGGGGAUGAGGGAUAUGGUCAUGUAUGGUUUCAUAAGGGGAGAUAGAUUUCUAAUUUGAAUGAUUUAUUUGUGCAAUACUUUUUGUUAUUUGUUUGUUUGAGAUUGAGGAGAGAAUAUUACAUAUGAAGUCAGGAUGUAUUCGAAUUUUAUGUACAAUAUUAUUGUAUAAUGUUGUACACAUGUUAUCUGUUUGUUUGAGGUUGUCAGGACGCAUCCAGACUUCAUGUACGAUAUUAUUGUAUAUUAUUGCAGAGCAUGUGUACAACAAUAUACAAUAUUGUUGUACAUGAAACUUAGAUGCAUACAA
This is a messenger RNA of Phalaenopsis equestris, 858 nucleotides long. RefSeq lists its product as uncharacterized. Lineage: Eukaryota; Viridiplantae; Streptophyta; Magnoliopsida; Asparagales; Orchidaceae. The record is from RefSeq and is a predicted model, not a curated record. The coding region runs from base 91 to 609 and encodes 172 amino acids. The transcript has a single exon. Gene Ontology annotation, molecular function: acyltransferase activity, transferring groups other than amino-acyl groups.